Messenger RNA from Penicillium subrubescens, 627 nucleotides. RefSeq lists its product as uncharacterized. The transcript has 7 exons. NCBI's taxonomy places the organism in Eukaryota, Fungi, Ascomycota, Eurotiomycetes, Eurotiales, Aspergillaceae. The coding region runs from base 1 to 627 and encodes 208 amino acids. The record is from RefSeq and is a predicted model, not a curated record. Gene Ontology annotation, cellular component: plasma membrane. Gene Ontology annotation, molecular function: GTPase activity; GTP binding; GDP binding. Gene Ontology annotation, biological process: signal transduction.
AUGCGGCCCCAACGGGAGUAUCAUAUUGUUGUGCUGGGAGCAGGUGGUGUAGGGAAGAGCUGCCUGACUGCCCAGUUCGUUCAGAAUGUCUGGAUUGAAAGCUACGAUCCAACGAUUGAGGACUCCUAUCGCAAACAGAUCGAAGUAGAUGGCCGACAAUGUAUACUCGAGAUUCUUGACACCGCUGGAACGGAACAAUUCACGGCUAUGAGAGAACUAUACAUGAAGCAAGGCCAAGGCUUCCUCCUCGUCUUCUCCAUCACAAGCAUGUCCUCCUUAAACGAGCUCUCCGAACUCCGCGAACAAAUCAUCCGCAUCAAAGACGACGAGAAAGUCCCCCUCGUGAUCGUCGGCAACAAAUCCGACCUCGAAGAAGACCGUGCCGUACCUCGCGCCCGCGCCUUCGGCCUCUCCCAGAAUUGGGGCAACGCCCCGUACUACGAGACUUCUGCCCGACGCCGCGCUAAUGUAAACGAAGUCUUUGUCGAUCUGUGUCGCCAGAUCAUCCGUAAGGACCUGCAAGGGCCGAGCGGGACCAACGAUAACUUUCGCAAGCGCGAGGGCCCAAGCAGGCAGGACCGGAAGAUUAAGCAGGGCCGUCGGCGGUCUCCAUGUGUCAUCCUUUGA